UGGGCUGGGUUGAGAAAACUUGCGCCGGGUCUUUGAAAAUUUCUAUAGUCCGGUUUUGGGUCUAAAAAUGGUUCCAGGUUUGGGUAACUCACCUUAAGUAUUAUUCCAACUUUUUAUGACAUUCGUACGUUUAAUUAUGGCUUCAAGGGAAGACUGACCCCCCGCUCUCUGCUUAAUCCUUUUCUUCUUUUCCAUUAUAAAAUAUUUUCUAAAAUGAUUGCCAAUAGUUUGUCGAUUGACAAUCCAUUUAUUGACGAUUUAUUCAAUUCUAUUCCCGAAUUUCCUCAAGAUGCUUUUAAUGCUUGUUCACCUGAAAGUAUUUCUAGAGCAGAUAUUAAGAUUUUUUUAUUUCGUCUUUCCCAAUAUUUAAAAUGUGAAUUUAAUAUAGAAUUUACACUUCCCUGGAUAUUUUACAAAAAAUGUAAUUUAAAUCAUCAACAAUUUUGGAAUUUUGUUAAAUGCGUAAAUAAUGAGGGGAUAGCCAACAUAAACUUGAGUAUUUUAAUUCAAAUAACAACAGCAUUAGAACAAAUAAGAGAUCCAAAUAUUGAACAAAUAUUUUCUGAUGAUUUAAUAAAUACAAUAAAUUUUAUAAAAAAAUUGGGAGAAGAAAAUAAUUUUUUAAAAAUAAUUUUGGAAAGAUAUUCAAAUUUAUUAAAAAUGUUUAUACCAGAAAAUGAUUGGAUAUUUGUUGUUGAUAAUGAAAAUAAUAAAAUUGAGGCGAAAGAAAGGGAAGAAGAGGAGGAAAGAAAUUUAAUUGAAAGAGAAGUUGUUGCUGUUGAUAAAUUGGAGGAAGAAAUUAAUAAAAUUAUUGAAGAAGAAAAAAAUUUAAAUAAAAAGGUAGAGGGAAAAUUUAAAUUUUUUUGUUGUCAUUGUAGUCAAGGGGCAGGGGGUCAUUUCACGGUUCCAAAAAUUAAUCGGUUCCAGUUGUUAAAAUUUUGGUGGUUCCUAGACUUGAUUCCAAUACUUGUGUCCUCUCUUCUUUAUGAUAAAAAAAGCUAA
This is a messenger RNA of Meloidogyne enterolobii, 1002 nucleotides long. The record is from the annotation of a GenBank genome assembly. Lineage: Eukaryota; Metazoa; Nematoda; Chromadorea; Rhabditida; Meloidogynidae.